AUGCUGCAAUUUUAUCCGUAUCACCUCAACGUCAUCUCACAAAGCUUUAUAAAAUUGCAACAUGGCUGUCUUCGUUCGCGAAGCUCGCCGGGCAAAGCUAGAAGUGGGCGGAAUGGUGCGCAGGGUGGCGUCGGACGAGCCGUUGCGGGACGAGCCGACGUGCGGCCGGAGAACGCCCUCGACGCGCUACUAGACGAGCUACAGACGUUUUCGAAGCCGACGGGCGGGCUGCGGCGCCUACACUCGUACCCCAGCGGCAGCGACACGGAUGCGUCGCCGCCGGUGCGCGCACGCGGUCAACACCCGCCCAAGCCGCCCGUGCCGCAGCGACACCCCGAGCUGCUGGCGCUGGCCGGCCGCCGCGCCCCGCCCCCGCCGCCGCCCCGCACCACGUCGCGCUCGCCUCUCGCCUCCCCCGCCUCCCCCGCAUCCCCCGCCUCUCCCGCCUCGCCACUCCACCCCGAAGAUAAUGAUGACAAAAGCGCCGCGCGUCAGGCUCUCCUCGAGCAGCGACACCAAGAACUCCUAAAGAAACAAAAGGCCCUCCAGGAACAGUACGCCCGUCUGCAAAUGAUACAACGCAGCGGACCAUCGCUGCCCCCGAACGCCCAACCCGACCUUAAGAAAACGGGAAGUGAAUCAAAUCUACUUACAAAAAUGAAUUUAAACCUCGCCACUGCGAGUAUUUCGGGGAGUAUGACGCAUCUCGCCUGUGGUGGUGAGAAGAAACGAAACGAAGUCACAGCGGACUCACUCGAUCCUCAGAAAGGGCCUGACGCGAUCGCUACUACUAAUAAAGUCUACGAGACAGACAUACUG
This is a messenger RNA of Brenthis ino (lesser marbled fritillary), 819 nucleotides long. The record is from the annotation of a GenBank genome assembly. Lineage: Eukaryota; Metazoa; Arthropoda; Insecta; Lepidoptera; Nymphalidae.